AUGAUACCCUUCAUUUCUGGACACGAAGAUCUUAUCCAUGAUGUAGCUUACGAUUUUUAUGGAAGACAUUUAGCAACGUGUUCAAGCGAUCAGCAUGUUAAAGUUUUUAGACUAGAUAAAGAAACAAACGAGUGGAUUCUAAGUGAUUCCUGGAAAGCACAUGAUAGUUCAAUAGUAAGUUUAGACUGGGCCUCGCCUGAAUUUGGCAGAUUAAUUGUAACGGCAUCUUAUGACAAGAAAAUUAAAAUCUGGGAAGAAGACCCCGAUAUUCCAGAGGGAAGCGGCAAAAGAUGGAUCAAUGUAACUACAUUAAAUGAUUCUAUUGGCCCAUUAUUUAGUGUCAAAUUUGCGCCUAGUCAUUUUGGUCUACGUAUAGGAUGCAUUGGGAAUGACGGGAUCCUUAGAAUAUAUGAUGCUUUAGAACCAUCAGAUUUGAAGUCAUGGACAAUUACCAGUGAGCUUAAAGUUUUGGCUACACCGCCAGCUUCUCAUUUACAAAGUGAUUUCGAAUUGGUUUGGUGCCCUAGUAGAUUUUACCAGGAAACAAUUGUUUGUUGUGCAUUAGACCAAGGAUUAAUAUAUCAACGUAAUAAGGAGGGUAAGUUAUUUUUGGCUGCGACCUUACCUGGGCAUAAGGGGCUAAUCAGGUCGGUUUCUUGGGCCCCAAGUAUAGGCAGAACCUAUCAGCUAGUUGCUACUGGCUGUAAAGAUGGGAAUGUUCGUAUUUUUAAAAUAACAGAUCAUAAUAAGUAUAUAGCUUCAAAUUAUAGUGGUAAUGGAGACAAUGAAGCAAAUAAUUCUACAAUUGCUGUUGAAUUGAUUGCUGAAAAGGAUGAUCAUAAGGGCGAAGUAUGGUCAGUAUCAUGGAAUUUAACUGGGACUGUUUUAAGUAGUGCAGGUGAUGACGGUAAAGUGCGUUUAUGGAAAUCUUCAUAUUCAGAUGAAUUUCAAUAAAAUAAGGUUGUGUUAAUAGUAAAUGUAGCAUCUAAAUGUGGAUUUACUCCACAAUAUGAAGAACUCGAGGAAUUGUACAAAAAAUAUCAUGAAAAAGGUUUGGAAAUAUUGGGAUUUCCAUGUAGUCAAUUUGGCGAGCAAGAACUGGAUACUCAAGAAGAAAUUAUUAAUUUUUGUAAGUUAAAUUAUGGUGUUACUUUUCCAAUUUUACAAAAGAUUAAAGUUAAUGGAGUAGAUGCAGAUCCUGUUUAUACCUACUUGAAAGCUCAGAAACCUGGUCUAUUAGGGUUCAGAGGUAUUAAAUGGAAUUUUGAAAAAUUUUUAAUAGAUAAAAAAGGUAUUGUAUUCAAAAGAUACUCAUCGGUUGUAAAACCAACUUCUAUUGAAGGUGAUAUCGCAGCUCUGUUAUGA
This is a messenger RNA of Saccharomycodes ludwigii, 1365 nucleotides long. It is a transcript of the gene SEH1, whose product is annotated as Seh1p. Gene Ontology annotation, biological process: positive regulation of TORC1 signaling; cellular response to amino acid starvation. The coding region runs from base 1 to 954 and encodes 317 amino acids. Gene Ontology annotation, cellular component: nuclear pore outer ring; Seh1-associated complex. NCBI's taxonomy places the organism in Eukaryota, Fungi, Ascomycota, Saccharomycetes, Saccharomycodales, Saccharomycodaceae. The transcript has 2 exons. Gene Ontology annotation, molecular function: structural molecule activity; protein binding. The record is from RefSeq and is a predicted model, not a curated record.